AUGAAAAGACAGAUUUAUACUGCGAAACUUAUUGUAUUGGUUAAGUAUGCGUUUAGUUACCUCUGUAAAUGGUUUCCUUUUACAAUUAGAAUUUCUUUGUAUUUUUCCCAUGCGGAGAGGCAGUUGACUGUAUGCAUCGAACGGGCUGCUGAUCUUCCAUCUCGCGCCGACGGUUCACCGAGAAAUCCUUACGUGAAGAUAUUUCUACUUCCGGAUAGAAGCGAGAAGUCUAGACGUCAAACGACCGUAUUAGCUGAAGCAGUGACUCCAGUUUGGAAUGAGUCGUUCUAUUACCAGGGAAUUACUGAACCGAUGUUAAUGGAGCGAGUCUUAGAGGUUUGA
Messenger RNA from Angiostrongylus costaricensis, 342 nucleotides. Lineage: Eukaryota; Metazoa; Nematoda; Chromadorea; Rhabditida; Metastrongylidae. The record is from the annotation of a GenBank genome assembly.